CAGUUUUCAGUCUGGAAUUUGUUUUGAGCGUCGACGAAACGUUGCGUUAGCGGGCAGCGGUCGAAUGCCAAGCGGGGCAAUUUAUAAAAUACAAAAUAUUUAUAUAAAUCCGAUAUAUUAAUAGGAAUAGAAACGUAAAUAAAAUCCCAGCAGCAGAAGAGAAGAAAUCAAAGAUUCGCUUCGUGUUGCAUUCUGAAUUGUGGUUGUGGUGUGCGUUUCAUAAAACGUGUACGAGAUUUGUGUUGUGUUGUCUUCAGCUGCCUGGAAAUAAGGUCCAACGUAAUUUAUAGUUCUUUAACCUAAACAGUACAUAUAUUUAUAUUAAAUUAUUUAUUGACAUAACUGUACUUCAUUUUUGAAGUAUCGACAAAUUUAAAAGUUAAAAAAUAAAUAAAAACAAAAACCACCCACCAAAAUGUCGAAACCCGUUCCAAUGCCACAUACGGAGACACUCGACGAAAUGCAACAUUUACGCAAACCCGAACCCUUCAAUUUCGCAAAAUUUCUGUAUAAUACAGAGAACGGAACGGUAAUGGGCAGAGAUCGCGCCUCAUGGGCUAAGAUCGGCAUAUUCUAUAUAAUUUUCUAUGGCGUGCUCGGCGCCUUGGUGGCCAUAUGCAUGUGGGCCUUUUUUCUAACUCUGGAUCCGCGCAUACCCAAAUGGAAAUUGGAAAGCUCCAUCAUUGGCACAAAUCCAGGUCUCGGCUUUCGUCCACUGCCGCCCGUCGACAAUGUGGAGAGCACUUUGAUCUGGUACAAGGGCACUCAGUAUGAGAACUACAAACAUUGGACGGAUUCUCUUGAUGAAUUUCUGGAGGUGUACAAGGUCCCUGGCUUGACACCAGGACGUGGCCAGAACAUCUACAAUUGCGACUACAAUCAGCCCCCACCGAGAGGUCAGGUGUGCGAUGUGGACAUCAAAUCCUGGGCGCCUUGCACCAAGGAGAACAACUACAGCUACCACAAGAGCUCGCCGUGCAUUUUCCUCAAGUUGAACAAAAUCUACGACUGGAGGCCAGAUUUCUACAACAACUCACAGACCCUGCCCGCAGACAUGCCCAGUAGUCUGAAGAACCACAUAUCCGAAUUGGAGAAGACAGAUCCAAUCAAGCUAAAUACGAUUUGGGUAUCCUGCGAGGGCGAGAAUCCUGCCGAUCAGGAGAACAUUGGCGUUGUCAAAUACUAUCCGAUUCGCGGCUUUCCCGGCUAUUUUUACCCCUAUCAAAACUCCGAGGGCUAUCUGAGCCCCCUCGUCGCAGUUCACUUUGAGCGCCCAAAGAGCGGCAUCAUCAUCAAUGUGGAGUGCAAGGCCUGGGCACGCAACAUCAAGCAUGAUCGCAAGGACAGAAUUGGAUCGGUGCACUACGAGCUAUUGAUUGAUUAAUUGGCUCGAUAAACUAUAUAUAUAUAUAUAUAUAGCAAGUAAUAGACGCUCGUUUGUCUAAUGUAGAAGGAAAGACAACAAAAACAAAAGAACACCAAAACGAGAAAUCAUAUAAGAAUCAAAGAAAAGAUUAUUCUACCACAACAAAUUACACCGAAGUAAAAAUUAAAGUUAAACAGAGUUAAAUAUAACAGUAAACAUUUUUGGAUACAAGACCAUUUUUGAAUGUAGCUUCUUCUUAUACAAAAUAAAUAAAUAAAUAUAUAUAUAUAUAUAUAUAUAUAUAUAUAUAUAUAUAUAUAUAUAUAACACACAAAAUAAAACAAAAACAUUUAG
This is a messenger RNA of Drosophila mojavensis, 1720 nucleotides long. It is a transcript of the gene nrv2, whose product is annotated as sodium/potassium-transporting ATPase subunit beta-2. NCBI's taxonomy places the organism in Eukaryota, Metazoa, Arthropoda, Insecta, Diptera, Drosophilidae. Gene Ontology annotation, cellular component: sodium:potassium-exchanging ATPase complex. Gene Ontology annotation, biological process: intracellular potassium ion homeostasis; sodium ion export across plasma membrane; intracellular sodium ion homeostasis. The record is from RefSeq and is a predicted model, not a curated record. The coding region runs from base 416 to 1384 and encodes 322 amino acids. Gene Ontology annotation, molecular function: ATPase activator activity. The transcript has 7 exons.